This is a messenger RNA of Cadophora gregata, 258 nucleotides long. RefSeq lists its product as uncharacterized. The record is from RefSeq and is a predicted model, not a curated record. The transcript is spliced from 3 exons. The coding region runs from base 1 to 258 and encodes 85 amino acids. NCBI's taxonomy places the organism in Eukaryota, Fungi, Ascomycota, Leotiomycetes, Helotiales, Ploettnerulaceae.
AUGGCUUUAUCGAGAUGUGUUAUUUGCGAUAAGCCCAACGUCAAAGAGUGCGCAGCUUGUAGAUCCUCUGCCUACUGUUCGCCAGCGUGCCAACAGGUUGAUUGGCCCUUACACAAGACACUCUGUAAGAAACUAUCGAUUCUACUGAAGGCUCCUCGACCUAAAUUCCCCGUAAGACUUGGCAUCUUGCUAUCCGCCGACGAUCCAAAUCCACAAUUCGUUUGGUAUACACCAGCUGCUAGGUCACCCAAUCACUGA